This is a messenger RNA of Momordica charantia (bitter melon), 1338 nucleotides long. RefSeq lists its product as uncharacterized. Gene Ontology annotation, cellular component: cytoplasm. Gene Ontology annotation, biological process: protein ubiquitination. The record is from RefSeq and is a predicted model, not a curated record. Gene Ontology annotation, molecular function: ubiquitin protein ligase activity. Lineage: Eukaryota; Viridiplantae; Streptophyta; Magnoliopsida; Cucurbitales; Cucurbitaceae.
UGUUCUCAUCUUUACCAUCCCGAUUGUAUUCUCCCGUGGCUCUCCAAUCAUGAUUCCUGCCCCCUCUGCCGGUUCAAGCUCCCCUCCGAUGACCCUUCGGAUCACGUCAGUUGCAGAGGGGCGACGAUGGCCUUGAGGGCCCGGGACCUGAUGCAUCAAGAAGACAGUUAUGGGUUGAGGACUACUCUGCGGCACAUUGCCAGAAGGCAUAGUUCUAUUUUUACAGAGGCGAUACAAGUGGAUUCGUCUCAAUCGCCGACCCAGUUGGGGGAAGCGGAGAUGGGGACUGGGGAACAGACUGGCAGUGUUGAGACCGUUUCUAGUGUGGCCACUGAAGGAGGGAUUAUAAUUGUCAAUAGCAGUGGUGACGAAAAUGGAGUGGUGGGAAUUGACGGACCCAGAAAUGAGGAUGUUCCUACUGUAGUUUAGAAUAAUCAGAGGUUCUCCUUGAGUUUUGUUUCUGCCCAUUUGAGGUAAUAUAGUAGAAUAUGCUUGUUAGAGGAAUCUUAGAAAGCUACCCCAAGUAGAUGAUUGAUUGGAAGUAUACUGCUACCUCCUCCUCCUCCUUCUUCCUUCUCCUUUUUCAUCUUUGGUAACCAUGUCUCUACAUAAUAAGAUUUGAACCUUAUCUACAGUGUUAUCACCCAGCACUAGCAGUAUUUCCCUCCCUUCUUGCCCAAUUCUCUCUUUCAGUCAUGGUUUUGAGUCAAUGCAUAUAUCUAUAUAUAUAUAUAUAUAAAGCUCAGCAGUUUGAACCCUCUAGGAAUAGAUUCAAGAAUUUUAAUCCAGAUUUCUUAGUGUCCAUUCUCUCUACUUUUUUUCUUCUUUUACCUUCAAUGUUUGGUUUGUUGAGUGAAUAUUCCAUGAAGAAUAUAAUCUCUAGAGAAAAACAAAGGUCCACUUUGCUUGGAACUGUUAAAGGCAACCCACCAUUUUAUUCUGCAAAAAUGAUGAAAGAGAAUCACUUCUGUAACCUAUAAAGGAAUGUGCCAUGUUGGGGGAAAGAGACAAUAAAGGGAUGAAGCAGCUCCACAUAGACAUUGCAUUUGGAAAGAAAACAAGCAAAUCAAAAGAGGGACAGAUUAUUUGGCACGUGUAGUGCUAGUCAUUUUCCAUCGUCGUCUUCUCCAUGACUUCUUUUCGAUUUAACCUUUUUUUGCCUCUCAGGUCGAAAUCUGCCUUUUAAAUUGGAAUCUUUCAGAAAAAGCAGCAGAGAGAUGAACUGGUGAAACUUUUCAACUAGUAGAAGCUUUUUUUUUCUUUUUUUCCUAUGACUAAUGUACUGAAAGUGACGGGAUGAUAAUUAAGAAUCGUGAUUGAAAACAGUAGUUUCAGAAA